AUGUCAGGCUUUGGAGGUCCGGGAGGACGAGCGAUUACCUAUAAGCCAUCGCCACCAGAGCGAGGCUCCUUCCCACUCGACCACGAUGCUGAAUGCAAGCACUUUAUGACAUCCUACCUGAAGUGCAUCAAAUCGCAGAGCCCACCAGGGCAGAAUAACCCCGAAUGCAGAUUACACGCGAAAGAUUAUCUCAACUGCAGGAUGGACAAAGGCCUUAUGGCGAAAGAUGAAUGGAAGAAUCUGGGACUCGAGAUGGGACCCGCAGUGUCUGAGACGAAUCCUGCGGACAAGCCUCAAGGUCCGUAA
Messenger RNA from Cyphellophora europaea CBS 101466, 306 nucleotides. RefSeq lists its product as uncharacterized. Bases 1 to 306 code for a protein of 101 amino acids. Lineage: Eukaryota; Fungi; Ascomycota; Eurotiomycetes; Chaetothyriales; Cyphellophoraceae. Gene Ontology annotation, biological process: mitochondrial respiratory chain complex IV assembly. The transcript has a single exon. Gene Ontology annotation, cellular component: mitochondrial intermembrane space. The record is from RefSeq and is a predicted model, not a curated record.